This is a messenger RNA of Williopsis jadinii, 453 nucleotides long. RefSeq lists its product as uncharacterized. The record is from RefSeq and is a predicted model, not a curated record. Lineage: Eukaryota; Fungi; Ascomycota; Saccharomycetes; Phaffomycetales; Wickerhamomycetaceae. The annotation marks the transcript as partial. The transcript has a single exon.
GAUGAUGAGACCAGAACUGAAAAGCAACUAAGUACAACUGUUGUUACUGUUACUUCAUGCGAUGAAACACGUUGUACAGAGUCUGCUAAGACAAUCACUAAAGGUAAAGAUGAUGGCACAACUAAAAAGAGUACAGUCACAACUGUUGUAACAGUAACAUCUUGUUCUGAUGAUAUUUGUGUUGAAGUUCCAGUCUCCACAACAGUUGUUAAGUCUAAGACUGUGACACCAACUCCUCAGACUCCAACUGAAACCGUGGGAGCCCCUGAUAUUACUCAAGGUGGUGUUUCCCCAGAGCACGACACAGAUCAAAAAGAAGUCACUUCAAAGACCUCUGUUGUUGAGGCAGACUCUACUCAUACCUCUCCGACUGUGGAAACUUUUGAAGGGUCUGCUGUGAAAUUGGCAACUUCAUUCUUCGCAGUUGUGAUUCUAGGUCUGAUCACGUUCUAA